Molecule: messenger RNA, 408 nt
Organism: Saprolegnia parasitica CBS 223.65
Lineage: Eukaryota; Oomycota; Saprolegniomycetes; Saprolegniales; Saprolegniaceae
Exons: 1
Coding region: 1-408 (135 amino acids)
Source: RefSeq, a predicted model, not a curated record
AUGGAUGGCACCCCCGACGCGCAAAGCAGCCGGCAACUAAUGCGACCGCCGGAUGACAACAUGAUGGAAGCGAGGGCUUCUGAGAUUGCAGCGCCCGCCGACAUCGCCUACGACGAGCGUGCCAGUGCCGUUUACACGCCGCAGGGUACGGACGACGGCGGUGUAAGAAGCGUCGACGACACUGCCCAAGCGAAACCAUCGAGCGCGCUUCCGCACCGUCCAGACGCUGCCACGAAGGAGGUGACAGACGCAACGGCCGACGCGGCGCCACCCGACCGGCAACAGAAGACGCUCCGGCACGUACCGUCAUGCAUUUACGCACCGAAGACGACACCAACACCACGAGAGACACCGCAGUUGUUUUGCCGACGACAGCAACGGCGAGUGACCGCUCGCGCCAAAAUUUGA